Messenger RNA from Monopterus albus (swamp eel), 4906 nucleotides. RefSeq names its product VPS39 subunit of HOPS complex (gene vps39). Gene Ontology annotation, molecular function: protein binding. The record is from RefSeq and is a predicted model, not a curated record. Bases 504 to 3134 code for a protein of 876 amino acids. Gene Ontology annotation, biological process: intracellular protein transport; autophagy; endosomal vesicle fusion. Gene Ontology annotation, cellular component: cytoplasm; membrane. The transcript is spliced from 24 exons. NCBI's taxonomy places the organism in Eukaryota, Metazoa, Chordata, Actinopteri, Synbranchiformes, Synbranchidae.
GCCCUUGAUUCGAGUCACGUGCCUGUCAAGCCCUCCGCAGUAGUCAACACAGCUGAGGAACUAGCAGUAAGCUAGCGACAACUAACCGCUACGGAAAGUUCUGCUUUGUUAAGUGUCUGCAUUAGGUCAACUAAAGGUUAAGUUUAUCAUUGUUGAAAAGAAAUGAACUGACUGCAUAUGUUCGGGUUUCAUUUGGCAUGGAGUGAGAUGGAACCGUGUAGGAACAGUGGCCGUUGCUUGCUAACUUCUAAGCUAGCAGGCUAACGGCUAACGGCUGUUGUUUUGGUUGGCGAGAUAGCUGACAAGUAUAGUUGACAAGCGAACCAGACCAGAUUUCCUCAUUGCCUGACGAAACACUGAACUGCUCACUCGGUUAAUGGCAAAACAUAAAAGCCUACCACCCUGAUAGAUUCAUCAGCGAGCUGUUGUCGGGCAGGGGUCAACUUCGUGUGAGAUUAAUCCAUCACAAAGGUCUGUAAUCGAAUCAUCAGUAUUGCUUCAAGAUGCACGACGCGUAUGAACCAGUGCCUAUUUUGGAGAAGCUUCCUCUUCAGAUUGACUGUCUUGCGGCCUGGGAGGACUGCCUGCUUGUGGGAACAAAGCCAGGGCAUCUCCUGCUUUACCGAAUAAAAAAAGAUCCAGGCACCAACCGGUUUGAGGUGACCUUGGAGAAAUCCAAUAAGAAUUUCUCAAAGAAGAUACAGCAGCUAUAUGUUGUUUCACAGUACAAAAUUCUUGUUAGUCUUUUGGAGAACAACAUCCACGUCCAUGACCUCCUGACCUUCCAGCAGAUCACUGUGGUGUCCAAAGCCAAAGGAGCAACAAUUUUUGCAUGUGACCUGCAGAAAACCAGCUCAGGAGAGGAAACAUUGAGAAUGUGUGUCGCAGUAAAAAAAAAACUUCAGCUGUAUUACUGGAAGGACAGAGAGUUCCAUGAGCUGCAGGGGGACUUUGGUGCACCAGAUAUUCCAAAGUCCAUGGCUUGGUGUGAAAACUCCAUAUGUGUUGGUUUCAAACGAGACUAUUACCUAAUUCGGAUGGAUGGCCGUGGCUCCAUCAAGGAGCUCUUCCCCACUGGAAAACAGUUGGAGCCUCUGGUUGCCCCAUUGGCUGAUGGGAAGGUGGCUGUUGGUCAAGAUGACCUAACUGUGGUUCUAAAUGAAGAGGGCAUUUGCACCCAGAAGUGUGCCCUGAACUGGACAGACAUCCCUAUAGCAAUGGAGCACCAGCCUCCAUACAUUAUAGCCGUUCUCCCUCGGUAUGUGGAGAUUCGGACCUUUGAGCCGAGGCUCCUGGUGCAGAGCGUGGAGCUGCAGAGACCUCGCUUCAUCACCUCAGCAGGGCCGAAUAUUGUUUAUGUUGCCAGCAACCACUUUGUGUGGCGCCUGGUACCCGUGUCAAUAGCCAGCCAGAUCCGGCAGCUUCUUCAGGAUAAGCAGUUUGAGCUGGCUCUCCAGUUAGCUAAGAUGAAGGAUGAUUCAGAUGGUGACAAGAAGCAGCAGAUACAUCACAUCCAGAAUCUCUAUGCCUUCAAUCUGUUUUGCCAGAAGAGAUUUGAUGACUCCAUGCAGGUGUUUGCCAAACUUGGCACAGAUCCCACCCAUGUGAUUGGCCUGUACCCGGACCUGCUCCCAUUAGAUUACCGCAAACAGCUGCAGUAUCCCAACCCUCUGCCCACUCUGUCUGGUGCAGAGCUGGAAAAAGCUCAUCUCGCUCUUAUUGAUUACCUCACCCAGAAACGCAGCCACCUGGUGAAACAGCUGAAUGACUCGGACCCUUCCACGACAUCUCCACUCAUGGAAGGCACACCUACUAUUAAAAGCCGCAAAAAACUCCUGCAGAUCAUUGAUACCACCCUGCUCAAAUGUUACCUGCAUACCAAUGUGGCCCUGGUGUCCCCUCUCCUUCGUCUGGAGAACAACCACUGCCACAUCGAGGAGAGCGAGUACGUCCUGAAGAAAGCUCACAAGUACAGUGAGCUCAUUAUUCUCUAUGAGAAGAAGGGCCUGCACCGGAAAGCUCUGCAGGUGCUGCUUGACCAGUCUACCAAGGCCAACUCUCCGCUGAAGGGCCAUGAGCGAACAGUUCAGUACCUCCAAAGACUGGGGCUGGAGAAUCUGGGAAUAAUCUUUGAGUUUUCUCCCUGGGUGCUAAAGAUCAAUCCUGAAGAUGGCCUGAAGAUCUUCACUGAGGACCUGACAGAGGUGGAGACUUUGCCUCGAGACAAGGUGCUGAACUUCCUAAAGGAUGGCUUUAAAGAUCUUGCCAUCCCAUAUUUGGAACACAUCAUCUACAUGUGGGAAGAGAAAGGCCCAGAGUUUCAUAAUGUGCUGAUCCAGCUCUACCUGGAAAAGGUUCAAGUCCUCAUGAAAGAGUAUCUCAACUCACUGCCAGAAGGAGUUCCAGCUGUUGCUGCAGGGAAGGAGGAGGGUGACCUGGGCAAGUACAGGGACAAGCUGCUGUCUUUCCUAGAUAUUUCCAUCAGCUACGAACCCUCCACGCUCAUUGUCGACUUCCCCUUUGAUGGCCUGCUGGAGGAGCGGGCGCUGCUGCUGGGUCGGAUGGGUAUGCACGAACAGGCGCUGUUCAUCUACGUGCACAUCCUGAAAGACACCCGCAUGGCUGAAGAAUACUGUCACGGGCACUACAACAAUUUAGUUGAAGGAAAUAAAGAUGUUUAUCUGUCUCUUCUGCGAAUGUACCUGUCGCCCCCUGACGUCCACUGCCUGGGCCCCAUCCAGAUGGAGCUGUCGGAGCCUGAGGCCAACCUCCAGGCAGCCCUGCAGGUCCUGGAGCUGCACCACACCAAGCUCAACACCACCAAGGCCAUCAAUCUGCUCCCAGCAAAUACUCAGAUCCGAGAGAUCCGGGUCUUCCUGGAGAGCGUCCUGGAAGAGAAAGCUCAGAGGAAACGCUGCAACCAAGUGUUGAAGAGUCUGCUGCAGGCCGAGUUCCUCAGGGUGCAAGAGGAUCGCAUUUUCCACCAGCAGGUUAAAUGUGUCAUCACAGAGGAAAAGACCUGCAGAGUCUGCAAGAAGAAAAUCGGAAACAGUGCGUUUGCCAGAUAUCCCAACGGCGUGGUGGUGCAUUACUUCUGCUGCAAAGACCGCAACGUGUGUCCCACGGAGCAGUAACAGCUCGUCCCUUCUGUGACUGUUCACUAAUAAAUAAUUCCCCCUCCCCCUUGUGGAUUCAGUGCUUGACACUUGUAUCCAAUGCACCUUACAAAACUACGAGUGCAAAUUUUUUUUUUUUUUUACUUGAGUUUAACCUGGACACUGUUGUCGUCUGCCCACUGAGCAGAACAAGGCUUCCUGGAAGCAGAGGCGGCGUCUUUCUUUCUCUCUGUGCUUGAAGUAACAGGAGAGAUGUCAGUUGCAGGGGAGAAAUGGAGAAAGAGGAAGGUGGACUGAUAUUUGAAAAGUCACUGUAAUGUUCAAAGGGAUACGCAUCAGAAGUAAAUGGGCACUUCUGACCAAUUCCCAGAUGAAGAUGAGCUCUAACAACUGAAGUUAGUGCCCGGUCUCAGCAGGAGAUGAUUCCAAGCGUCGAUCAGUGGGUGUCCUUUUUGUUCUUCCCCUCCUGUAACACUGUAAGCCUCAGACACUGCUUGAUUGGCCAUAUAGACACUGCUGGAGUACUGUUAAAUGCCUUCUGUGACUCUGGAGAUUGUACUUACACACAUCUGGCAGGAUUGUUUUGUUAGCAUGUCCUGGUACUGACAAAGCAAGACAGCAUUCAUCUCCGUGUUUUUGACUGUUUAGUGUUUUAUUUAAACAUUUGAGUUGACAACUAUGAUUAUUCACAUUCAUUUACUGUCUUUACAGUAUGGGGAUGAUUGCUGUCGGACAACAUUCACUCCAAAUUCAUUUUUCUCAUCUGUCAUUCAUUGUGUGUUUUCUUUCCCAGUCAUAAAAGAUAAUGAAAUAGACCAAAGUGAGACUAUAAAACUUCUGAACAGCAGCUAAAGCAGCCACAGUUUGUAGUUACAGAAUAAUCUCUUAAUUUCCAAAGAGUCACUUGCUUCAAAGACAUCAGUAUAGAGCUGCAGUGAUUAGUCAAAUUAGUCAGUUGACAGAAAAAUGAUGGUUCCAGCUUUUCAGAUGGAGACAGUUGUUGCUCUUCUGUGUCAUGUCGACAAGCAAACUGAAGAUGUGACAGUAGGCUUGUUUUUCCAUUUUAUACUGUAGAUUAAAGAUAAAACACAGGAGAUUAAUUGAUAAUAAAAGUGUUGCGUCCUUGUAUUAGUGUGCUAAAGGAGUGUUACAGUAGCACGAGUGGAGAGGACUCCUUAAGCCAGUGAACAGAUUCAGUGGUGUCAUUCACAACAUCGUUCUAGGGUUUUCUGCCAUAAGGCACAAUAAGCUACUGGUCAUAUUGGAUAAGUAAACAGCAGAACCCUUGUGUGUGUGGUGAAACUGAGCACAAGUGCGUUUUCUUGCUUAUGAAUUGAGUUUUGCUAGAGGGGAACUGUUUUUUCUUCUCAGAAGUUCUAUAGCCUCACUGUAAGAUGCAUCACGGAAGUACAGCACUUUAAAAGUAGAUGUCCUGUUUAUUUAUCGCCAGAUCACGUAUCUGUGAUAAGAACUGGAAGUAAUAUGAAUGAGAGGUACAAUGUGAUUGCUCUGUGUGUUUUAAUGGCAAUACUGGUAAAAUAAUGUAUCUGUUUCCUGUCUGUCUCGGAGGUAAUUCAAGAAGUAGGACUCUCCAGUUUGUUGGAAAUGAAAUGCAUAUGAUGAAUGUGUGUUUAGACUGAGUUAGUCACACUUGAAUUAUGUGACUUCAGCCUGUUUUUAACCAUCUGAAUGGUUUGGAGUAUUUCUGCAAUGUUUUUUUUUCCCCAAAAGUUGUAAAGUUAUCUUCUGCAUCUUAAAUCCACCCCCCCACCCCCACUACUAAAGGUUUG